Messenger RNA from Raphanus sativus (radish), 926 nucleotides. RefSeq names its product membrin-11. Gene Ontology annotation, cellular component: ER to Golgi transport vesicle membrane; Golgi apparatus; endoplasmic reticulum membrane. The transcript is spliced from 3 exons. The coding region runs from base 90 to 770 and encodes 226 amino acids. Lineage: Eukaryota; Viridiplantae; Streptophyta; Magnoliopsida; Brassicales; Brassicaceae. The record is from RefSeq and is a predicted model, not a curated record. Gene Ontology annotation, biological process: vesicle fusion; vesicle-mediated transport. Gene Ontology annotation, molecular function: SNARE binding; SNAP receptor activity.
AGCCUUAAGAGUUAAGAAUCUUCUUCUUCUUCCGUCUGCAUCUCUCUGAUUCUAGAGAACGCUUCGGCGACGAGAAGAUCUAAUACACAAUGGCGUCUGGGAUCGUCGGAGGAGGCGGAUCCUUAUCGGAGGUAUACAGCAGCGCGAAAAAGAUUCUACUCAGAGCUCGCGACGGGAUCGAGAGGCUGGAGAGGUUCGAAUCAGCUUCUCUCAUGGAUUCUUCCGAUCUCACCUCCUCCGUGAAACGCGACAUCACCGAGGUACAAUCUCUCUGCGCCACCAUGGAUGCUCUCUGGCGCUCAAUCUCCGUCAAAUCCCAACGCGAUCUCUGGCGAAGGAAGACUGAACAAGUUGGGGAAGAGGCUGAGUAUUUGAACAAGAGUCUGGAGAAGUACACGUGGAGGAGUCAGAGGAAGGUGAUGGAAGCUAAAGAGAGGGCGGAUUUGUUGAACAGAGGGAGCGGAGAAGGAGCGCACAUCUUGCAGAUAUUCGAUGACGAGGCUCAGGCGAUGAGCUCUGUCAAGAACUCGAAGAGAUUGCUGGAAGACUCCUUCUCUAGUGGAGUUGCUAUCCUUGCCAAGUAUGCUGAACAAAGGGAUCGUCUGAAGAGGGCACAGCGUAAAGCUUUGGAUGUUCUGAACACGGUGGGGCUCUCCAACUCUGUGCUCAGGCUCAUUGAGAGGCGCAAUCGCGUUGACACCUGGAUCAAGUACGCCGGUAUGAUCGCUACGAUUGUCGUAUUGUAUCUGUUCAUAAAAUGGACUCGCUGAAUCUCUUUAAGGAUAAUUGGAAACGACUUUAGUUACACUGAAUUGUAUGUAGAGAGUUAUGGGUAAAGGAUGCACUUUUGUUUUGCUUAUGACUCUUACAAGACUUCUCCCCCGCAUCUUAUAUAGUUGUUCAUCAAAAGUUUGAGUUUGUCAAAA